Molecule: messenger RNA, 7747 nt
Organism: Wyeomyia smithii (pitcher-plant mosquito)
Lineage: Eukaryota; Metazoa; Arthropoda; Insecta; Diptera; Culicidae
Gene: fwd
Product: phosphatidylinositol 4-kinase beta
Exons: 12
Coding region: 1729-6288 (1519 amino acids)
Biological process (GO): phosphatidylinositol phosphate biosynthetic process; phosphatidylinositol-mediated signaling
Cellular component (GO): cytoplasm; membrane
Molecular function (GO): 1-phosphatidylinositol 4-kinase activity
Source: RefSeq, a predicted model, not a curated record
GCUUUCUUUGGGUGCGGACGUGUUUCAGAAUGAAAGUAUAUCGUGUUUCGCGUUGAUUGUGAGUUUUUUUUUUCUACUAAUAACUGUGUUGGUGUUAGCGCAUCCACCCACCGUUUGCCCGUCGUGCUGCACUGGAGUCAAUCCGUGAUCAAACCAGUGGUGAACUGCAACCAAAUAUGCAUGCUUUGCAUAGGGGCAAGUGAAAUAGACGCUGUUGUUUGCUCCGGUAGACCGAGCGAGAGCGCGUCGAAUAAUUUUGCCCCUUGGAUUCUGGUCUGGUUUCGAAUGGUCUGUGUGUAUUGGUUAAACAUCGUGUCGCGUUUGUGAAAAUUGUUCAAAUAGACACUGCUGCUGCUGGGCUGAAUUUUGCCCCGUCGAUUGUUAUACUGGUUAUACACCAUUCGAAAUGAAAGUGCAUCGUCCAAAUCCAAGGUUUGUGCAGAUAUUUUAGCUGGAAUUCCGGAUCGUUUUUCGUGUGCAGUAUAAAACAACUCAAUAUGUUUCGAUGGCUCGGGCUGCGACACUGUGAGAUCAGGAAAAAUGUCAAUUUUUGUACUAUGGGAUAAGUUUCUCUCCGCUCGGUAAUGUGUGUGUAUGUUAAUUUACUCUACGCGAAUCUGGCCUGUGUGCAUAGUAAAUUUGCAUGAUUAGUUACUAAAAAUACGAUCAAAACAUCCAAAUUGUUCUGCAGUCAAAUAUGAAGAUUGUUUUAUAAAAAAAAAGAAGCUCCUCAGAUCAGUGGAAGAUUGAUUGAUUAUUUUUCAAUGUGACGUGUGGUGGAAAAGGGACUAAAAUUGUACAACGGCUUUUCAACAGUGUUGGUAAAUCCGCACCGAAGGUAGGAGCAACAAUAACGCUAGUGCAUGUGUGUUUGUGCCCGUGUAUACCUCCGAAACAGCUCCGCUGAAGAAAGGUGUGGAAUUAUUACAAAAUGAAUGAAAUUGUAAUUAUUGAACAAAAGUGAAACGAAUUCGUCGUGCGAAUCAAACAAAAGCGUAGCGAUUCGGGUGUCCGUCCAAUGUGAAGUUGUGUGGCGAGAGAGAAAAAAAGUGCAGUGUUUGUUACGGAGCAAAUAUAUUGUAAAUACAAAACAUAUCAACGCUGUUUAUUUCUCCCGGAUUACUUGGCGUACGUACUCUGAUGUACGGUUUUGUGUCGAUGGAGUUGACGAAGAAAACAAACAUUUCGUAGAAUAAAAAAACGUCGUUCCUGCGAAACUGCGUUGCGAAAAGAAGUCGUGAUUUGUUGAAGGUGGUGGCCAUUUGGAGCUUUUCAUUAAAGCACACAGCGCGAACACCGGCUGGCUGCAGCUGUCUUUUGAAUCGGAAAAAUCAGCAUGCCCUUCGUCUGACCGCCGUCGAUCAGAACUAACACUGAAAUGGCCCGCUGCAUCGUGGCGGAAACAGGUUCCCCUAUCAACGACAGGACGAUUACUCGCCGACGAAGGAUGUCGGAUUUCAAGCUGAGCCGCAGUGAGCAUGAUUUGUGAGUUGAGUGCAGUGCGGUUAGGACACCCGUCUGGAACGACGACGAUGAUGAGGAUAAUCCUCUAGGUUAAAUUGAUGGCUUCCUCCGGCUAGAAGCAUUAAGAGUUUGUGUGUGAGUAUUUGGGGUUCAGAAAACACGUCAAGAGUUAAUCGCUUAGCGUGAAAAAGUGCCAACCCGUGGCCAUUAGUGUCAGAUUCAUGAUAUUUGUGUUCUUCCGGUUGAGACAACGGUGAGGGGAAGAUGAAUUCCGUGUUUUCCGCGUUCAAAUCUUCCGGCAAGCAUGACGGCAAACAAAAGUCGUCGGGCGGCAAAAAGAUUGCUCAGGAUCCGCCCAACAGCUACGAGAAGUUGCGGCAUAUACGGGAAAUCAGCAGCAGCAAGAUGAAUAGUCUGGUCGUGUUGGAUCAGGUCGAAACGAACGGCGGAUUAGCUGUGCUAUCGUCCUGUGCCACAACACCAGUGCAGAGUCCUUCCAGCGAGAAGAGUUUGGAUCUCAAGGAUCUCGGUGAAGACCAGGUAGAUCGGGCAAUAGUCGAAACGGUGCCGAACGGUACGGACCAGCCUCAAUUACCUUCUGUCGUUACAACGGCAGUAACCGCAAAGGCUGACACAUCGAGUGAUAGUUUAGCUGAUAGUGUAGUAGUUAACAAGCCUCCUUCGGGGGCAGCAGCUGUGGCGGCUGCCGCAGCCAUAGCAGUAGUGACUCCAGCAACAACGAUCAAUGGCGGCGGUUCGGGAGUUGCCAGUUUUGCCGUCCCUGCCGCUCCAUCAUCAACCAUUCCGACCAGCUACAGCAACAACAGUAGCAAUCAGUGGAACGUCGUCAAUGCCAGCGCUCGAUUCCACAAACCGAGGCUCAGUUUGAGCAGUAGCGUUGGUCUAACUGGUACCGGCAGCAGUAGCAGCAGCGGUUGCGGCGGUAGCAACGCGAUGCCUUCGGUACACGGACGUUCCGGUGGGAAUGGCGCAGCGGGCAGCGGUCCGGGCGGAAUGCCACAGAAAACCAGACUGUCGACGCACCAAAGAAAUCUUAGUUUAGACUUUAGAUCCAUGGGAAUCCUAUUACCUCCAGUGUCGCAGGUGACCAAUACUCGAAUCAACAUGACUCAACAUCACCGAAAUCGGAGCUUAGACAGUGCCCUCCAGCGAAUACCUGAGGUGGAGGUGUCGUCGCCCAGUGCCGAAUCGGAGAACACACUGUGUACCAACUCGAUCCUCGGUGCCACAAUGUGCACCAAAAUCAUUCAGUCCUCGUCAACGAAUCCGACCAAUACGCCGGCGAUUACACGAGGGACGGGAGCUAGCGGAAGUGUCACCGUAGAGGGAUUGAGCAGCUGUAGCCGUAGCAGUGCGCCGAUGAUCGACGGAAGCGUAGCUGGAUCUGCGCUUGUAUCUGGUUUGCGAACGGCAAAAAGGGAAAAUGAAUCCCUUGGAGGGAAGGAGAGUGACAGCAAGAAGAGAGAAGACUUGACCAGUCUGGGGUCGGAUGAUUCUGGCAUCAUUUGCGGCUCGGAACCGGACCAUACAUCACUGACCAGGAUUCGGCGUUCGCGGGAAAGUCUCGACUCUGGCGAAAUUGACCCCUCAGAGGAGGAGUGCAUAGAAAUCCUCGAGACGACAUCGAUGGACGAAGAAUAUCGGAUGUUACAGUCGGAUCUAGGGUUCUAUCCGUUGACCCUCGGGGGUCCGGGAAACAUCAAAGGCGCUAGGAGUUUUCCGAACAAAGACUGCCGAAGCGGGAAAUCGGCAGAUGGCGGCAGCAGUAGUAGUGGAUCGUCAUCCUCCUCCGAAGAGACUGUUAGUGAUAAAGUUCGCUAUCGGGAACAAAACAUGGCCAAAGUCGCCAUUAUGUUGGAGAAAAUUUGUGUCCCCAUCGAGUACGAGGAUAACCUAGUCGGUGGUGAUGGCGAGGAUGAGGUUGACGCAGUGACACCCAUCGUCGAAGACGACAAAACUGUGCUGGCGGAUAUGACGACACCGGUAGAAUCCGAUCCAAAAAAUUUGACAGCGGCUGCCACUGCGACCUCCUCGGUUGUGCCAACUAUUACUACUACCGCUGCUAGUAAUCAAAAAAGCGAUCAAAAGAAUGAUAUCAUUUUUCGAAAUUUUUUCGGUGCCACCAAGAAUGCCAUCUUUCGGACGGCCCAAAGUAUCAUUGAUAAUCAUGAAAAGAAGAGUGCAAAAAAUAAGGAAAAAGAAGAAGAAAAAGUGAAAUCGCCAACGGAAAUGUCGAAGAAACGUGAGUUCAAUGUUCUACGGUCUCGGUUGAAAAUCAAAGAAGCCAGCAGUACCAACAACAACAGUAACACUACCAACAGCAGUAGCAGUUCAGCAGCAGGUGUAACGACAAAUGCCAACACUAGUAAUAACAGUAGUAGUAAUGGUAACAACAAUCAACUAUCCCCGGAGCCACAGCCAUCGCCGGAGCCCGAAAUCAAAAGUCUUUCAAAAUCAUCGUCCACUAGUUCACUGAAGGUGCCAGGAGUAGCAGUACCGACCUACCCCAAUCCAAGGGAAAUCAUCGAACCUCAUCUCAAAGCCGAGCGGAAUCAGAGCGGACUGCUAAGGUUUUUCGAAUCACCAGUUUUCAAUAUCCAUUUCGCCGUCCAUUACCUUUUCUACUCAAAAGAACCAGGCGUUCUUAGCUUUAUUGGCAACAAACUGUUUAGUUUUCCCUACACCGAGGUCGAUCUGUAUAUCCCUCAGUUGAUCAUAAUGUACAUGCAGAUUGAAGAACUGUCCGAAGUGCUGGAUCCAUACUUGGUCUAUCGGUGUCGACAAUCGGUGGACUUCUCUUUGCGAUGUGUUUGGUUACUGGAAUCUUAUAACUUCAAUAUGGGCAUGAGCAACAGCGGCAGCUUAAGUCGAAAGCAUUUAACGUUGCUUAAAGAGCUCUACCCAAAGCGCGAAAGGAGACAGCAGCUCCGACCGAUUGAGCCAAUCGUAGACACCGUCAAGAAAACCCACCACCGUUCCCAGUCGGAUGCGACGGGCCUGAUGGGAUCACUAUCACUGAAUCCCAUUCUCUAUCCUGCCCCUGCGAAACCCCUUUGCCUGGGUGACCUCAGCAGUGGACGGGCCUUCGAUAACGGAUGUGUAUGCUUCGAGUCUGUUCGGGGGACGGUGAAUGAUUUACUCGGCCAGCAAACUGUGUGCUCCUGUGGUGCUCCAAAACUGGUACCACAGAAGGAAUUUAUGAAAGCUCUCAUCGAUAUCGGUCGUAUGCUAACCGUUCUACAGACGAAGUUUGAAAAAACCUCUCGGCUGAGGAUACUCCUAAACCUGAUCAACAAGAAUCUUCCAGCGCGCGUUUGGCUUCCACUGCAUUCCGAAACACCGCACCAUGUAGUGCGGAUAACUGAGGAAAAAAUGGCCGUCCUCAAUUCCAAGGAUAAGACCCCCUACAUUAUAUAUGUGGAGGUUGUCGAGGUAAAUGACAUCUACACUUCUCCCGUCAUUCCGAAAAUGAUGCCAACGUUACGGCACACCAAAAGCGAAGAAAGGUUGGACAGCGGUAUGAAACCAUCCGAUGGGACUGCAGCUGCAGACUCGAGUUCGAUUACCAGUGCCACCAACGGGCACCAAACGUUGAAGCAGCACGAUUCUAAAGCAUCCGAGUGUUCCUCUUCCGGGGAAGCGCCCACCUCGAGUAUCGCGUGGGGUAUGUUGGGGGCAAUGUGCGACUACAGUCUGACCGAGGACGACGUAUGGUCCCAGGAAGAUGAUGAAAUCACCGCACAAUAUCUGAAUCUGCAUAAGAGUCUCUCCGAGCGGGAUGCAAUUUCCCAGUUUUCGAUGGACUCCUACGAUUCGAGAGAUCACGGUCCACCUAUUCUAUUCAAUAUCGGCGAAGUCCGGAGUCGUCACUGUGCCAAUCUCAAUACUGAGAACACGAAACCGUUCAGCUUCGAUCCUGACGAUCCUUCGGCUGCCAUUUUGAAGGAACCAUGGCACGAAAAGGAAAGACAAAUUCGCGAAAGCUCACCUUACGGUCACCUGCAAAGCUGGAAGUUGCUUUCAGCCAUUGUCAAGUGUGGUGAUGAUUUGCGACAAGAACUGAUGGCGACGCAACUUUUGGAGAUGUUCAAGCUUAUUUGGCAGGAGGAAAACGUGGACCUGUGGGUGCGGCCGUACAAAAUCGUUUGCCUGUCCAAUGAUUCCGGGCUGAUCGAACCAAUUGUGAACACCGUGUCCUUGCACCAGAUCAAAAAGAACAGUAACAAGAGUCUUAGCGAUUACUUUGUCGAUGAGUACGGAGGCGACGUGCGCUUGGAACAGUUCCGAACGGCGCAGCGAAACUUUAUGCAGUCCUGUGCCGCCUAUUGCCUGAUAUCGUACCUGUUGCAGGUUAAAGAUCGACAUAACGGCAACAUAUUGCUGCACGCCGACGGUCACCUGAUACACAUCGACUUCGGCUUUAUCCUUAGUAUCUCUCCCAAGAACUUAGGUUUCGAGCAGUCGCCGUUCAAACUGACGCCAGAGUUCGUAGACGUAAUGGGUGGACCCUCCUCAGAAUUGUGGUUCGAAUUCAACCACCUACUUUUGGAAGGUCUGAAGGCAGCCCGAAAGCACAUGGAUCGGAUAAUUAAUAUUGUUGAGAUUAUGAGGAGCACAUCCCAACUGCCGUGCUUCAAGAACGGCUGCUCCGGAACGGUGCGUAAUCUGCGCAACCGGUUCCACAUGAACCUUACCGAGCAGGAGCUGGAACGUAAGGUGGAGCAACUGGUGCAGGACUCGCUGAAUUCCUUCUCGACCAAGCUCUACGACAGCUACCAGUACUUCACGAACGGCAUUUUGUGAGAACGAUUUUUCAUGAAAAUCUAAAAAGUCUGCUGUCUUCAGCCACAGUCACAGUUAUGGCCAUAUUACCUGCGAGAAGCGGAAAACGAUGAAAAUGAGAGAAAAGAGUACAAAACAGUUUCUAUUGGUGUUUUUUUUUCUGCUCCUGUCCAUUGUAAAAAAUAUACACGCAGUAAGAAAAUUUGAUGAGGAAUUAUAGUUGAUCUACGUUUCUUAUUGGAGAAAUAUAGCGUGGCAUCAUCCCUCAUGUAAAUGUUUUGUAAAUAUAGGCAGGAAUCGUAAUCUACAAAAAAACAGGACAGGUGUACAGACAUAGGAAAGUAGCAUUUUGAAUGAAAAGUGUCUGGGUUUUUCUGUGAAAAACCACUUUUUGCCGACUAACGUUUUAAUCAUAGAUAUAUUUUCUCUGUGUAAAAACAUCGCUGAAUUUCUUCAUUACUUACAAUACCAAAAUCGCGUUUUACAAGAAACGAAUAAGAAUGAAAACAAUGCAAACAAACAAUUCACAACAUAGACCUAAGAGUAUGUACUGUCCGGUAGAGGAAGGGAUCAAAACGCAGUUAGAUUAACACAUUUUUUGCGUUUAUAUUUAGACUAGGCGGAUACAGAGAAGAUCAAUUCCAAUAAUCAAACGACUAGGCUAGCGAGAAAGUAAAUCCUGUUUGCGUUGUUAUCCCGCUGAAUAACAAUUUUGCAUUGACGGUUGCUUGAUAAGUUUAAAUUUAAAUCACAGCAUCAUCAUUCGCAUUACGGUUUGAAGUUAUAUGUCAACCUAUAAUUUAUAUACUCAUUAUAUUUAGCUAAUCUGCGUAUACUUCGAGUGCAGUGUAUCUAUGGCCCUCCUUUGAUGCACUGCACUUGUACGGCUUUAUGCAUUGUAGAAAGGUUCAUAUCGAUGGAUUUUACUCCAUCAAUUUUGCGAUACAUGCGUAUUAGGAUUCGGUGAAAGCUUGUUAAGGUAAUUGUUGCUACAGAUGAACUUUCAUCACAUACCAGCAUCCGUUUGCCGACGGCAAGAAAGUUGCCGAUUGAUAUCAGACUACAACAUUACUUCUUGCAGGUUCGUAGUUGUCCCUUUACGCGGUCAGAUGCCAAAUUACUGCAUGCAAAAUCUCGUUCUAUUCUAUUCGUCGCAAUUUCAUGUUCGCUUCGGUGUAAAUAUGCUAGCUUCAGAUCCAAAAAGUUCACGUUUAACGGGGAUUUGAUUUACACUCUAUAACCCUGCAGCAAGAAAGGGAUUUGUUAUCCUUAUUGUGCAUUCUUGAUCUAAAAAAAAUAUAGUUGAAAGACAUGCUUCUAUAAAAUAUACAAUUAAUAUCUAGCCUAUCAGAAUAUUAUAUUUCUAAUCGAUUCAUGGAAUCUUUUUUUUAUUUUAACUCUAUCAAACUGAUAGAUGUAUACAAAUAGACAAAUUCUACCUAUCUAUCAAUACUAAUAAAACAUACACACACAUUCACAA